GACGACCUCCGCAAGGACCUGCCCAUGUCGAUGGCCAUCGCCGGUUUUACAGGCAUCUCAUGGUUCAUCGGAGCUGAGAUCACCGCGUCGCUCUUCCUCAUAUUCAAGCGCCGACAUGGCCUGUACUUUUGGUCUGCCGCGCUCGGUUCCUGGGGCGUCAUCUUGCAGCCGCUCUUCAUUGUGCUCGCCGACUUUGGGAUAUGGACCGACCUCAAAGUCUCCAUCACCAUGAUCUACCUAACGUGGCUGAUCAUGGUGGUGCCCCAGAGCUGGCUCCUGUACUCCCGGCUGCACCUAGUAGCGCCCGAGAAGACUCUGAAGUGGAUCAAGUUUAUCUUGUUGUUUACUUCCAUUGCUUUUUCGGUGCCGACCAUAGUCAUCGGUACUAUCGCUCAAGCAACAGACAUAAAUCCUGAUCUCUUCCGGAUCAACCUGGCCUGGGACCGCGUGCAACUCACCGUCUACUUUGUCCAAGAAACUGCCCUCUCUCUUCUUUACAUCUGGCAUGCCCGCAAGCUCCUGCGCAACUCAUCGCUAUUCUCCCGUACUCACGUUUACCCCGUCCUUCGGCACCUCGUCCUCGCCAACAUCAUCGUCAUCGUGCUGGACGCUGCCCUCCUCGGCGUCCAGUGCGCCAAUCUGUUCUACCUGCAGGGCGCCUUCAAGCCGUGCGUGUACGGCGUCAAGCUCAAGGUGGAGUUUGCCAUCCUGAAUCGGCUGAUC
This is a messenger RNA of Thermothielavioides terrestris NRRL 8126, 723 nucleotides long. RefSeq lists its product as uncharacterized. The transcript is spliced from 3 exons. The record is from RefSeq and is a predicted model, not a curated record. Lineage: Eukaryota; Fungi; Ascomycota; Sordariomycetes; Sordariales; Chaetomiaceae. The annotation marks the transcript as partial.